AUUUUUAGCCGUUGAAAUAGUUGGAAGUGGGGCGCGUGUUGAACGGAACGUUGCAUUUCUCUUUCUCCACUUGCACACGAGAACAACAGUGACAACACUCUCACACACAGGUGCACGGUUUGUUUUGUUAGUGCAUGUACAUGUGUUUGUGUGCUCGCGUCCGUGUGUGUGUGUGUGUGCAUAUGUGUGAGGGCGCGUGAAAAUACAACAACAGAAGUAGAAGUUAACACACACACAGCAAUCACAGUCAGCUGUGUGUUUUGCUUCAUCUUCAUCGUCGGCAAAAGUAAUGUGUGAAAAAUAAAUGCAAAUUAUAAAUAAUAAGCAUAAAUUACAAAUUAUUAACGUGAAUAUUUCAGUUGAGCAAAUCAAAUGAAAGCGUGCAAAUAAAUUCAACGCCUGCUACCAACAACAACAACAAGCACAACAGCAACAACAACAAUCGCGAGUGUGUUUACAGUGAGUGCUUGGAGUUUUGUGCCGUGUCCGUUAAAGUCCACUAGCAUAAUCCUCACGUCUACGUUUUGACAGCAAAAUCAAAGCAGAGCAACCCAAGUGCUGUAGCGGUCACAUCAGCAACAUCACCAGCAACAUCAGCAGCAGCAGCAACAACAGCAGCAGGAGUAGCAAUCGAAGCAAAGGAGAGCGAGAAAGAGAGAGGUUGAUAAGAAUUGCUGGCAAAAUAUAUUUAUAUAAAUAAAUAAAUAGCAGAUAAGCAAGCCGCAUUGAGGCUGAGUGCACAAGGAGACUGUUAAAUUGACUUAACGCAACGUGUGGCAGACACAACAGCCACAGAAAAGGAAGACACUCGCUUCCUUUCAUAUCGUAACUUCAGACUGAUUCACUGCAGGCCAAAUUGCACAACAAACUAGAGUGAAAACUUGGAAAAGCUUGAGAGAAUAUAAAAUAGAGCAAAAGCCAGCCAGCAAUUCAUGUGAAAUGCCAACAAAUUGAAAUUGAAAUUCAUGUCCAUGUGAAGGCGUGUGGAAUGAACAGGACUAGAAACAACUAAAACUACAACAACAACAACAACUGCAUUAACAUAUCAGCAGCUAAAUUUAAGUGCAAAUCAGCUUAAAUCCUGAGCACAUAUCCUGGCGCAUAAAUCAACAAAGCGCACACUGAUUAAUGUUACGCAUACGCAGCGUGCGCCAAUCAAGCGGCGCAACUACAUAGCUGAAGCACUCAACGAGUUUCACAAGCCAUUAAACCACAGGAAGAACAACAAUAACAGCCACAACAAUAACAACAACAACAACAACAACAAGGAGACAAAAUCAUCAUGGCGUUCAUUUGGCGUCGACGUUCCACAACAAUUGUCAAGCUGGUAGCAUUAAUGCUGGCCAUUUGGUUCUGCAUUGCCUUUCUCAUCUAUACGGACGAUACACGCCGGAGAGCAGCACAGGAAACCAGCGGAUUCGGUGCCGGCAACAUUGUCGGUGGCGGAGGCGGAGUUGGCGGUGACAGCCGCGGGGAUCCAAUUGCAUUGGCCCUGAAAAAUGGCCCAGACUCGGGCGAACAGUUAGCGGGCGAAGGAUUUGCUGUUAAUGGCAAUGCCAUUGCUGACGCUGAUCGCGAUGCGGCCCAAGAGGCGGAUGUGCCGCCCACGGCCAAGCACAAGUCCAGGGUGAAGGUGUUGCCACGCCUAAAGGCCGAGGAGUCCGUGCGUCACAAUGUUGUGGUGCAUCCGGAGGAGAAGGCCGUCCACAAGCAGGAAGCCAAGGAAGAUGAUAAAAAUGUUUUGGAUGCGCCAGCGGCGAAUCUAUUGGAGGAUAGUCCUGGUGAGCUGGGUAGACCGGUGGUACUGCCAAAGCAGAUGUCUCCGGAGAUGAAGAAGGCUGUGGAAGAUGGCUGGUCCAAGAAUGCAUUCAAUCAGUAUGUCUCCGAUCUGAUAUCCGUGCAUCGAUCGUUGCCCGAUCCACGUGAUGCCUGGUGCAAGGACUCGGCCCGCUAUCUCAGCAAUUUGCCCAAGACCGAUGUCAUCAUUUGCUUCCACAAUGAGGCGUGGUCGGUGCUGUUGCGUACAGUGCAUUCGGUGCUGGACAGAUCUCCGCCAGAACUGAUUGGCAAGAUCAUACUCGUAGAUGAUUACAGCGAUAUGCCACAUCUGAAGAAACAGCUGGAGGAUUAUUUUAUUGCCUACCCCAAGGUUGAGAUCGUGAGAGGACCUCAGCGAGAGGGAUUGAUACGUGCCCGUCUCUUGGGUGCCAAAUAUGCCAAGUCGCCGGUCAUAACCUACCUCGAUUCCCAUUGCGAGUGCGCCGAAGGUUGGUUGGAGCCACUUUUGGAUCGUAUUGCACGAAAUUCAACGACCGUCGUAUGUCCAGUUAUCGAUGUUAUCGAUGAUACAACACUGGAAUUCCACUAUCGCGACUCUAGUGGCGUCAAUGUGGGCGGAUUUGAUUGGAAUUUGCAGUUUAGCUGGCAUGCGGUGCCCGAACGUGAGAAAAAGCGCCAUAACAGCACGUCGGAGCCUGUCUAUUCGCCCACAAUGGCUGGCGGCCUCUUCUCCAUUGACCGUGAGUUCUUUGAGCAUCUGGGCACCUACGAUUCCGGCUUCGAUAUCUGGGGCGGUGAGAAUCUGGAGUUGUCCUUCAAGACGUGGAUGUGCGGGGGCACACUUGAAAUUGUGCCCUGCUCUCAUGUUGGUCACAUUUUCCGCAAACGCUCACCGUACAAGUGGCGUACGGGCGUUAAUGUUCUGAAAAAGAAUUCAGUUCGUCUGGCCGAAGUCUGGAUGGAUGAUUACUCCAAGUAUUAUUAUCAACGCAUUGGCAACGACAAAGGCGACUACGGCGAUAUCAGUGAUCGUCUGAAACUGCGCGAGGAUCUGGAAUGCAAAAGCUUCAAAUGGUAUUUGGAUAACAUCUAUCCGGAACUCUUCAUACCCGGCGAUGCGGUGGCCAAUGGCGAGAUAAGAAACUUAGGUUAUGGCGGUCGCACCUGCUUGGACUCGCCAUCUGGCAAGCGGAACUUGAAGAAGGCUGUUGGCACGUAUCCUUGCCACAAACAGGGUGGCAAUCAGUACUGGAUGCUGAGCAAGGCUGGUGAAAUACGUCGGGAUACUGCCUGUCUGGACUAUGCCGGCAAGGACGUGAUACUCUUUGGCUGUCACGGCUCCAAGGGCAACCAGUUCUGGACAUAUCGUGAGGGCACAAAGCAACUGCAUCACGGCUCCUCGGGCAAAUGCCUGGCCAUCAAUGAGAACAAGGACAAACUGAUCAUGGAGGAGUGCGAUCCGAGAUUCGUGCGACAGCAAUGGCUCAUGGAGAAUUACGACAGUUCGAAAUUGUGAGGCUAUUUCUAUGCGAAGGGUACCCUACUGGUCCCCACAUCGCAGAGCAUGAGCAGAGCAUAGCAAGGACACUAAGGAGCAGUAAAAAAAAAGUAGGCAUAAACAGCAAUAGGAGGAGAACUUGGAGUUAAAAGUUCAAUGUUAGUUUGUAAGCAAAAGAAAAAAGAAACAAUGACACGGCCCUCGAGAGUUGUGCAAUAGGCAGUAGCUAAAGUACGAGUAUUUGCCAUGGCUUUUAGCUGAAGUACACACACACACACAUCUACUAACAAAUAUAUAUUAAUUUUAAUUUUAAUUGUAUUUUAUUUUUUAUUUUAAUUGAAUUAACUAGUUGUUAGGCGCACAGACAAAAGAAAAAGAUAGAUGGACUGUUUGUUGUACAGUAGAUCUUAAGUUUUCUAAGCCAAACGGAAACGGAAACGCAACCGUUAACAGUUACUUACUAUAGUAGAAGAUGCAUUAAAUAGUGUAGUCAUAAAUAUAUAGACAUAUAAAGUAAACUGUAUACUUAAUGCAGUUAACCCAAUUGGGUUCAACUGACAAAAGUCGUAGCGCAAUUUUUGCAUUUACAUGUUAUAAACUUUUUAGCACAAUUUUACGUGGCGAACUUUGUGUGUGUGUGUGCGUGCAAGUGUGUGUAUUUGACAGGCCAAUAAUGGAGUGCACAAAUACAUACAUACACGCAUACCAACUUAUACAUAUAGGUACUUAUUAUAAUAUUUAUGAAUUCUCCUGACAUCAAAUGACUUUGCAAAAGUCGCGUUCCAAAUAUGUUUAGUCCGUAAGCUUGCUAUAAGUCAACCGUAUUGUUGUUGUAGAAUGGAAAGCAUUUGGUGAUUUUCCUUGCCCAUCCCCCACUUUCCCCCCACCCAUUCCCUUAACCAUUCCCAAUUAAUUAGAUAAUAGAUUUAUGUACUUAUAUAUGGCACACUCGUUCCGUUUCAUUUCGUUUUAUUUAUUUUGUUUUUAUAUAUUUUCGCAAAUUCGGAAGAAACAAGUAAAAAUUAUCAAGAAGAGUAUUGAAGUAUUUUGUUUUAAGAUAGGAAAUCUGAAAUACUUCUUUACUUUUACAAACCUAUGCCAAAUUAUAUUUAGUGGUUUAUUUAUAAAUUAUUUUGUGUAUCUUUUUCGCAUUUUGUUAUAAACUCAACAAGGACAACAUAUCCCGUUUGUUAAACAACGCCAGCUUGUAGAAGAUACAUUUUGUAUUUAUAUCGUAUCAUCAGUUUCGGACAGACUUAUCGAUAUCACUAAACUGUAGUGCUAGAACUUAAUCUAAAUCUAAGAAGCAAAUAUGCAAUAGUGCCUUCUACUUUAUACUGACUCACAAUUGUUUAUCCCAUUUAGCACCAAAAGAAAGUUAAAACUAAACAAAUUAAUCAGCUCAAAUGGGGUCUAGUUUAGUUCACAAGCAGAAAGCGACUGUAAAUACUUAUAAAUUGUACAAUUUGAUAUCGUAUAUAUUGUAUGCAUGUAAAUAAUCAAACAUGGUCAAAAUAGUUCUGGAUAAUCAGAGUAAAUAUAUUAAAGUUAAAUAC
Messenger RNA from Drosophila innubila, 4833 nucleotides. RefSeq names its product putative polypeptide N-acetylgalactosaminyltransferase 9 (gene Pgant9). Bases 1283 to 3295 code for a protein of 670 amino acids. The transcript is spliced from 12 exons. Lineage: Eukaryota; Metazoa; Arthropoda; Insecta; Diptera; Drosophilidae. Gene Ontology annotation, cellular component: Golgi apparatus. The record is from RefSeq and is a predicted model, not a curated record.